Messenger RNA from Vollenhovia emeryi, 2314 nucleotides. RefSeq names its product aquaporin-like. Lineage: Eukaryota; Metazoa; Arthropoda; Insecta; Hymenoptera; Formicidae. The record is from RefSeq and is a predicted model, not a curated record. Gene Ontology annotation, molecular function: water channel activity. Gene Ontology annotation, cellular component: plasma membrane. The coding region runs from base 201 to 1031 and encodes 276 amino acids. Gene Ontology annotation, biological process: transmembrane transport. The transcript is spliced from 5 exons.
ACAGUCGCUUCAUUACACCGCGAGAAGAGAGGCCACGCGUGUUCUCUCCGCGAUAGAGAGGAGUUACGAUCCCUUCCCUCCUCACAAGAAGGCCGGCUGACGGCGUGCACGGGUGUCUUCGUAUUCUCUCCGUCGGAAGUCCGUCGUCCAGAACGUUUGUGUUUGUGGUGUUGUGACUCUUGGGUCAAAGACGCCCCGUCAUGCCGGCGGACAAUUUUCGCACAGGACUAAAACGAUGGGUGCAAGGAGAAGGCUCCGUGAAGACUACUCUCAUCGCCGGAUUGGCGGAGAUGAUCGGUACAGCCAUGCUAGUAUUUAUGGGAUGCAUGGGUUGCAUCGCCGGUCUCGGCGUAGUGCCUCCUCACCUGCAGAUAACGCUGGCAUUUGGCUUAGCGGUUAUGGUUGUGAUUCAGUGCAUCGGCCACAUCAGCCAAGCUCACAUUAACCCGGCCGUCACCGUGGGAUCUAUCAUCCUGGGGAAAAAAACCAUUCCCGAGGCUUUAGUUUACAUUGUGUCGCAGAUGAUAGGCGGCAUUCUGGGUUACGGUAUACUGAAGGUGGUGACACCGAGGGAUAAUCUGACGGCCGGCACGGUCGAUCAGGCCGAUAUGUUUUGCGUGACCGAUCUGCACGCCGAUCUGUCCGGGAUUCAGGGCCUGGUUAUGGAGGGCCUCGCGACCGCCAUUCUGAUAUUUGUCGUGUCGUCCGUUUGGGACGCGAGAAAUGAGAAGAAUUCGGACUCGGUGCCGAUCAGGUUCGGCCUCACGGUGGCCGUGCUGGCGAUGGGAGUCGGGCCCUACACCGGUUGCAGCAUGAAUCCCGCGAGGUCGUUCGCGCCAGCGGUAUGGAACAACCAGUGGAAGCAUCACUGGGUCUACUGGUUCGGCCCGAUCGGCGGCGCUCUCAUUUCCUCGUUCAUGUACAGAACUAUUUUCGGCGUUUCCGACAAGGAAGUCGAGGAAGAGGAGCCCGAAGUACCUGAAGCUGUCGCGCUUAACAGCGUGGAUGCACACAAAACGGAGCAGCCCUAACUCGCCGGCGGGACGGAAACGACCGAGGUGACGGACGGUAAGAAGCUGAAACUCGGCCGACGCUUUCUCAACGCGAGGAAAACCUUCCGGACUUUCGGGGGGGAUAGGUAAGAUAGGUGCUUUAGAAUGCACGGGCGAUUCAACGGGCGGUUCCAGAUGGCCCAGGCUCGCGGGGGAAGCUUCCGAAGCUCAACCAGGAUAUACUCAAGACCCCCGAGAUACACGGGAUAGACAAUCGUCUCGAUUCGGCCGUCGAAUUGUAACGCGUUAGGCCUGGCUUUGCCAAACGUCGCUUAACUUCAAUCCUGGUUUAAUUCACGCGCGCCUCUUUCCAAGUUAACAGUUAAAAAAAGACCAAGAACGAAUUAAGCCAAGCCUAAAGUUAAACGAUGUGAAACCGGGCCUUAGUCGUCAACUGACACAGCAGUCAUCGCGUUUACGUAUCGCGUACAGUCGCAAGACGUUUUCUCGUUAGCUCUGGAAAUGCGCACCAUUGCGAAUCGUCACCUUCGACGGUUCGGUCUAAAUUUUAAUCGAUUUCAACGUGAAUGUGGCCCAAUCAACGGUACAUCUUCGGUUUAAUUGACUCCGAUCGAGUCCAGCGUGAUGUCUGUUUAUUUAUUUAGAAAUGUCGACUGUCCCGAUACGAGAUUCUCGUGUGAUGCGUGAAAGCAUAUCUUGACACAGUGCCCUCGUAAUCGCGAUCAAGCGUCAAUUGUAAUGUGAAAUGUGAAAUUAAUUCCGAGUAGGCCGUUACCACUUUCUCUCUGUAAUAUAGUGUAUAUUCGUUUGUUAUAAAUGUCUCGAUUAUCUACACUGAGGGGAAAAAAAAGUUAUUGAAAUGGUUAAAUGCAGUUAGUCGGCGGUGUUUAUUUAGUUAAAAAAUAUCCGGUUUUUUUGUGUUAAACAUACAGCGAUUUAUCGAAACGUAUUUUUUUUAAUUGACGAAUAUUUUUUACGAAUUGAUAAAUGUUUACUUGGCAGACCGUGAUCGCCGCGUAUAGAUGAAUGAAUCAAGAGGCAUUUCUUGAUUCAACACUUCUUUCUUUCCUCAAUGUAGAAGAGUUUAUUGCGCGUGUGUGUAUAUACAUUUAUAUUUGCUUUCUCUUUGUAUCGCACUAUACAUAUGCAUUAGAGAUAAAUUACACAUCUGCGCUCCGGUGAGAAUGGAUGAUGGCGAGGAAAUAAAUUUGAAAAGUCAUGUCACACCUAGUCAUGCGCGCGUACGCGCUAACUUUUAUAACAUUGAAUUGGACAACAAAUAAAAUCAUCUACCAUACGAA